Drosophila serrata is the source of this 2532-nucleotide messenger RNA. Its product is annotated as ribitol 5-phosphate transferase FKRP. Gene Ontology annotation, cellular component: Golgi apparatus. Gene Ontology annotation, biological process: protein O-linked glycosylation via mannose. Lineage: Eukaryota; Metazoa; Arthropoda; Insecta; Diptera; Drosophilidae. The record is from RefSeq and is a predicted model, not a curated record.
UUGCGCAUAGCCGUGGAAAAAGGAAUAGGCACAAAAACAAAGUCGUGGAAAUAGAAAGAAAGUCCUGUUCGUCCUUUAACAGGCAAUAGUUAAAUUGUAUAAUGAGCAUCCAUCCGAAGCCAAAGGAUCUGGAGGUCAAAGCGAAUGCCUUGGUCAAUGGAAACGAAACGAAAUUCACCUGCUAGCCAUGUAGAUGCAGUGUAGAUACCCGGAAGAAGAUACAGAUACAGAUACACACACCGCUAGAAGAGCACUCCGUAGCAUAGCCCAACGUAGUCUGCCGCCAUGAAGGUGUUCCGGCUGCGCCUGGUGAAGCUUCUCUUGCUGGGAUUCCUGCUGGCCAACCUGGUCUUCUUCUACUACACCUGGAACACGUUGCUCUGGCGUCGCAUUAGCAGAGCCCUUUCCGGCGAAUCGGCCGCAGCGGAGGAGCCAGAGCCACCGAAAGCGGCCAAGCUGUCGCCGAAGGACAAGGUGCGGAAUGCCAAUAAGCACAUCCGGAAGUCCAUUACCAUCGUGUUCUACGGCCACUACAACUUCGAGCAGGAUCUGCGUGCGAGCAUCGAUAGUAUCUUGGAUGUGAUACCCAAUAUGCCCAUCCUAGUGCUCCAGGAAGGUGGAUCCGACUAUGCCUAUCCACCGGUUGGCUACGAGCGGAAUUUAACAGCCGGAGAGGAGCACACCGUGGUGUUCCAGAGCCUGGCCUUCGAUGUGCGUCGUACGCGGCAGGAGCUGAAUCCCCUGGCCGCCAUCCGGACCAAGUAUGCUCUUCUCAUGCCGGACAGUGUGCGCCUGAGCAGCAAGAACCUGUUACAGAAGAUCCUGCGUGAGAUCAAUUCAAUGGGAUUGCCGGGACAGCCCAAGGAGCAACGUCCACCCGUUCCGCCUGAGGAGAUGGUACGUCGGAUGGUGCUGGUGCCAUUCGCAGGCAACCUUAAGACCUUUAGUACCUGUGUCAGAAUGACCAUGGAUCUGCCCAACUGGACGCUGGAACUAGUGGCCACCAAUGAUAGUCGGCGUUGUGAUUUGUUCCUUCAGAAGCACGCCAUCCUGUUAGAUGUGGCUGCAUUGGGCUCCAUGCCCGAGCCCUUCACCCUGCCAUUCCCGGAGAUGCUCUAUAUGCAGGCUAAGAUUGCCAAUCUGUCGACCACGGUGUUUCCCCAAGCGUUCCAAGAGGGCCGGCGUCUUUUCGCCUCCUUUCACACCAAGCAGCGGAGGAUGGAGUUACGGCGCCGACAGUUCCGGGAAAUGUAAAAGCUGCAGAUCAAGAGGAUCGUUCGGCGGGCGUACCGGGUUCCUGGUAAGGCACAAGCAAGAGAUGUAUGGGGCCAGGGUCACGGUCUGGUGCUUGAUGGCCAGUUCUCCUCGUCCAACACCUCGCUGCCCCUGAUUACCGACAUCGAUCUGUUUGGUUGCGAACGAACCACCAAGUCCUGCAUCGGGAAUGUGUACGGCGGAAGGCCGUUCUACUCUUACCUGGACAAACAUACCCCACCUUGCUGUCUGGAUAAGCUGCGGACAACGUUUAACCACGUCCUGGAGGAGUUUGAGAACGUUGGCAUUCGUUACUGGCUGGACAAUCGGGCGCUCCAAAGCGCCAUCGAAACAAAUCACCUAUCGCCGGACGCCUACGAUAUAGAUAUUAGUUUCAAUGUCCAGGACUUGGAACGAUCCAAUGCAAUGAAGAAGUCGCAGAGCAAGCCGUAUGUGGACAAUGAGGGCUUCUACUGGAUCAAGGCCACCGAUGGCCACUAUUUUCGGGUGCAGUUCUCCAAGCUAAACCAGGUGGGCGUCAAUCUGCUGCCGUAUGAGAUUAGUGGAACGGAAGCGCGAGCCAACGGAUUUUUCGGAUGGAAGGCUACCACCUUCUCGGCGGACUUCCUGCAUCCAAUGUCCACGGUUCUGUUUCUGGGCAAGAGCGUCAUGUGUCCAAACAAUGUUCUCGAGUAUCUGGAGGCUAAGCACAUCAGAGUCAAGUCCGCUGACUUGGAUGCGGAGGAGGAGUGAACUGGACUGGACUAAAACCAAAGGCUAUAUAAGGAAUAAGAUGCCUUCACUUAAGGCAUCUUAUUCAUUAUAUGGUCUUUGUCCCAUGAGCCUGUAAAGAAACCUUGGAAAGCUGAAAUUAUUUAUGUUGUUCUGGAUAAUCUAUUAUCAGAUUAUUAUCUGUGUUGAUAUCCGUGUUUUAAUGAAAUCACGGUCCAGAUGUAUCUUCGGGCCUUUGUGAUUCAAGAUCUCUCAGUCCAGCAAUUCAGCAAUUAUUUUGUUUAACGCCAGACCUUAUGACGGAUUUGACUACAGUUUAAUUAAAUUUUCUAUUUUGUUUUUCUAGCGCAGAUAUAUAUGAUAUUAUACAAUUUUGUGAUCCUUUACAUUGCUUCUAAGUUCCUUUAGUUGGUUGACCUCAACCGGACGUCGAUAGCAAAUUCGUUUAGACUUAUAGGAACAUAAACAUUAACAUAAGACGGAUGAACUACGAUUCUUUUAGAACCAGCAGAUCUAUAUGUGUAAAAUAUAAUACAUACAAUCAGA